Molecule: messenger RNA, 2833 nt
Organism: Solea senegalensis (Senegalese sole)
Lineage: Eukaryota; Metazoa; Chordata; Actinopteri; Pleuronectiformes; Soleidae
Gene: amz2
Product: archaemetzincin-2
Exons: 7
Coding region: 616-1710 (364 amino acids)
Biological process (GO): proteolysis
Molecular function (GO): metallopeptidase activity
Source: RefSeq, a predicted model, not a curated record
AUUUGCCAUUCAUGUGUAUAGUAUGGGGUUUAUGACUUAUGACAUAUAUGACAAGCCCUUUUAUUAACAUUGAAAGUUUGACUAUCAGGAAUUACCGUUACAGAUAUCUGUAACGUCAUUUUAACUAAACUACAGACAUCUGAAAUUCAGUUUUUACUAGUCAGAACGACGUCACUUUUGCCAUUCAUGUUUAUGGGGUUUGUCAUAGAUAUCUGUAGAUAGCCAUUAUGACCAGUCAUAAUUCAAGUUCGAGAUAUCUCUAAUUAUCCACAGAAUUGAGUUGUAGAUAUCUCAAACUUGAACCCCGUACACAUGAAUGGCGAAAGUCAUUCUGACUAGUAAAAAAUUUGAAUCUGAAACUGUAGUUUGACGUCACAUAUACUAAGUUAUUAUACUAGUUACAAAAUAUCCAGAGGACCCGUACGUAAAAAUAAAAAAUGACCGAAACUGAUAAACUGACUUCCACUAAUAACCUGCCCUUCUGUUUACGAUGACGUAGGCGGAAGUAGCUCGUUUGUUAACACUAGCCGAGUGAUAUAGUGUACUUUUCGUGAUAUCCUCUGAUUUUUAUGUCCUUCCCUCCAUUAACAAGAGUUUAUUUUAUUUCUGCUGCAGAUGAAGGUGAUCCAACAUUCUGCAGAAACCCUGCACACAGCUCUGCUCUCUGAUCGCCAGGACUUAGUCAAACUUUACAGGAAAUACACGGAACAGGAGCAACGUCUUCUGGAGGAAGGAUUUCAUGCUGGACAGCCGGGUUCUCUAUUCCAACUCAUCACAGUUCACUCUGAUUCGGACUGGAUCCCAUCUCACCGUGAGGAGCCUCAGGACUUCAAGAGCUUCUACACAGAUCCUUACAGAAAGAGUCCGGACGCAGGACACAACACUGUUUAUAUACAAACCAUAGGUCCUUUUGGAGAGACGGGAGUGCAGACAGACCAGUAUGUGGAGUGGCUCAGAAAAUACUGCCAGGCUUUCUUCACGGGACUCUCUGUCAGGUUGAUGCCACCGGUUACCAUCGCCGAAACACAAUGCUGUUUCCGAGUCAACAGCGACUCUCACAACCUGCAGAUCCUCACCGGUGAUCUGCUACGAUUUCUGGGUGACAGAAAACCCAAAGAUGCUUUCUGCAUUGUUGGGAUAACGAUGAUUGACUUGUAUCCCAAAGACUCGUGGAACUUUGUCUUUGGACAGGCUUCUCUCAGUCAGGGAAUGGGUGUUUUCAGCUUCGCCCGGUACGACGACAACUUCUACAGCAGAAACUACGCAGGCAGACUGAAAGCACACGUUAAGCCUAAACAGGGAGAUUAUUUCGUGUUUGACGGAUAUUACACUCCUCCCAUCUCCAGCUCUCUGCUGCUGCGAUCAUGCAAGACAAUGACACAUGAGAUUGGCCACAUGUUUGGAAUCAGACAUUGCCAGUGGUUGAACUGUGUCAUGCAGGGAUCCAAUCACCUGGAGGAGUCUGAUCGCAGGCCUCUGGAUUUCUGUCCCGUCUGCCUACGCAAGCUGCAGGUGUCAGUCGGGUUCAACAUCGCCCAACGAUACAAGGCUUUGCUGCACUGGAUGGAGGACGACAAACCGACUGCCACACCACACGAAGCCUCUGCCUCUCUGCGUCCACUCCACUUACCCAAACCCACUGAAGCUUUUCAUGAUUCUAAACUUUGGCUCCACAGGUGCCUCGACAUACUGGAAAAUAGAGGAGUCUGACUUUUUGUGCACCACAGCAGGUGUGUGAGAGAAUUUUAUGGUCUUUUUAAAAGGUGUCAAAUCCAGUGUUAGACAGUAAAAUUACCCAGUAAUGAGUAGUAUAAUGGGAUUUCUAUUUAUUUUUUUAUUUAUUUCAUUUUUUUAAAACAACAUUAAUAUAAGGAUUUACUGUGUCACCAGAUUUCUUUUUUACAUCAUAACCGGUCCCAUUCGAAGAAAUAAGUUGAUAUAUGAUUCAGUAUUUCCUUCCACCAGUAAGUGGUGCUUGGCAUGAGCUUCAUGAUUAGAACACACACAAAAACGACAGAACAGUAAAUAAAAGUAAACAUUUAUUCCAGUUAUUCCAGUGUCUAUGGAUUCUGAAGUUGGUGUAGGAAUUAUGAAAUUAUAAAAUUACAGUGAGACAGAUCCUGCUGUUCAAUUGUAACGUACUGGAGCACUUUAAUUUACACACACACGUGUGUCAAACAACCCUCUGCACCUCCACCAACGUUGUGUUUGUGUGUGUGUUUGCGAGCAGCUCGAUUUAAAAAAUACAGAUAACAACCUUGGCUGAGGUGAGGAUUCACCGUCCAUACAAAAACAAUUAGUGUGACCUUUCGUAUCAAAACAGUAGUGCAUUUUCAACUCAACAUUAUUCAAAAGAAAGUCAAAAGUCAAAAAAAUAAACACUUAAUCACAUAAUUCCUGAGCUUCAUGUAUUUAAGCUAUGACACACGUGUCAUAGAAUUUGUGCGCAUUGUUUUGAUGCUUCAUUUGCUUGUAAGAAACUAAAAAAUAUUAAAUGUUUAUUUCUUUUUCUUUUAUAUCUUCACUGCCUGCUACAUGAGGUCUCCCAUGAACGGUGGGCCUUUGUUUGAUUUAAAUAAAAAGCUUAAAUUAAUCACCAGCAUGUAAGAUAUAAAAACUGAUGCAUUUUUCUCUUUAGAAAUUACAGUACAGGUCCGCGUUCCAUACAUUCCACUAAUAUUUGUCACCACUGUCCAUUAAAACAAGAUCAUAUCAGAAGCUUAGUGAAUCAAAGCUAAUUUGUAACUGUUAAAAACACUGAGGUACAAUCAGGUAUAUAAGGCAUUGUUGUUUCUUCAAGAAUAACCACAAUAAAACCAGAUCUUCAAAGGCU